AUGAAAUGGAAAUCCGUUGAAUUGACAAAUAAUCAAUUGAGCAUGGAUGUACCUGUCGCCUAUGCUAGUCGAACAAGCGGCUUAUAUGGAACAUAUGAUGGAUACCCAUCAAACGAUUUGAAAACACCCGACGGUAAAAUCGUAAGUGAUGCUGUUGAAUUCGGUCAUUCAUGGAGCGUUGCACCGUCGCCACCUUCAUCAUACGAAAAGCCAAUCGACGAUAUGUGCGCAUUAUAUCCAGAACGCAAGCCAGAGGCAGAAGAAAUUUGCUCGUUUUUGAAGAGUGAAAUAUUCAGUAACUGUACCGUUAACGUUGAAGGAUAUUACGAGGCGUGCUUGUUUGAAUUAUGCGCAGUGGAUAAAGAGGAGCAAAUUGAAAACUCCAAGAAAACAGCUUACAGCAUCUAUGCAGAUGAAUGCCAUGUAUUUCUGCCCGAAAAUGAAAAAUGUUCAACUGGGCAAGUGUAUGAAGCAUGCUCCAAAUCGUAUUACCGUAGUUGCGGUGAUCUACUUUCAUCAUAUGUACAGGAAUCAUGUGUCGCCGGUUGCCGAUGUCCAGAAGGUCAAAUUGUUGAUUUAGACGAACAAUGUAUCUCAGUCGACGAGUGCAAAAGCAAAGCAUGCUCUUACAAAAACGUAACAUACCACCGCGGAAGUAAAGUUCAACAAGAUUGCAAUACAUGUGAAUGCCACAAUGGACAAAGGAAUUGCUCUAACAAUCUAUGCUCACCUAAUGCAUCACCACCGGAUAUUCAAGUGAACGGAUAUUCAAGAACAACCGCUUUUUCCAUAAGCUACCAAGACACAUAA
Messenger RNA from Contarinia nasturtii (swede midge), 810 nucleotides. RefSeq names its product von Willebrand factor-like. Gene Ontology annotation, cellular component: extracellular matrix. NCBI's taxonomy places the organism in Eukaryota, Metazoa, Arthropoda, Insecta, Diptera, Cecidomyiidae. The transcript is spliced from 3 exons. The record is from RefSeq and is a predicted model, not a curated record. The coding region runs from base 1 to 810 and encodes 269 amino acids.